AUGUCGACCAAAAUGGAUCAGAUGAGCUGGUCAUCGCGAACAUCAGGCGCUCGGAGUGGGGGAUCGCGGCAAUUUAGCAUUUCAUCGCAACCUCAGCUAAGUGUCGUUUCUUCGCCCAAGAGCGAAGGCGAAGCUCUGUCAAAUGCAGCAUCGCUCGAAGAAUCCCCCGCCGAGAACCUGGAUUGGGUUUUAGACCACUGCUUUAAACAAUUCAAGAUCAGAGAGGCUUAUCCACAUUUUUUCCUCAAAGUGAAACCAAGCAGGUUUGGGCCCCCCAGAUCUCGACGUCGCAUUCUCAUUGCCCCUCCUAUGAGUGAAAUGGCAGUUUGCGGGCCCAGGCCACACCCGCCUGAACUUCCCGCUCCAGAGCAGAAACCUGUGGACUCAGGAAAACCUCCAGAGGUUGAAGAUAAAACCUCUGCGAAAGAGGAGGCAGACCUGCAAGAGCUGGAAGCUUGGAUCCAGGGAAGAAUACAACUGCAGAAUCUGCUGAACUGUGUGGACCUUGAGCAGUGGCUGACGGAGAAGCAACCCGUCAGUGAGCAGGAACAAAAUGUGCUGAGGAAGAUACAAGAAUACAAGGAAGCGUUGAAGACUAAAGUGCAAGCCAAGUUGUGGGAAGAUGACGCCCUUGAGAAUGUGAGACCGAAGCCACCACACAAGAUUGUCAUCCCUCGUAUCAACGCUCCUUGCCCCAAGUCCCUCAUAACGCUGCAAAACCUUCUGCACAAGCAGAAACUCAAGCUGGUGGACCUCUUUAAGAAAUCAGACAGGACCAAGACGAUGAGGUUCAAGAGAGACGACUUCAUUAAAAUAAUCCAGGAGACCAACGUUCCUAUCAGUACAACUGACCUGGAAGACGUGAUCACCUACAUCAUGAUGUCAAAGAAAGUGAAUUAUAUAAACAAUGAUGACCUCGUUGAGUGUCAGAGAUUAUGGGCAGAAAACUUAAGAGAGCAAUGGAGGCAGCCUAAAGAAUCAAAGCCAGAAACAGAAGAGCUCCCACCUUCCGCAGCACACAAGUGUUGUAGGAAAAGCGUUACAUUCGCCAAACAUUCUGGUGAAGCAAAGAUAUGCCGGCUUGAAGUUCCCCCCAUCAACACCGAACUAGACCGCAUGCAUCUAACUUAUAAUCAGAUGGAGGAAGUUGGGAAAAGAUACAGGGAAAUGAGACGGCGGGCUAAGAGAAAGACCAACCCCUUAGAGUACGCAGAACAGUGUCGGCUUGUGAGAUCCGGAGACGCAGUUGUGGACGGCCACUGCUUUCCGAGCACCAUCCAGGGUGAAAUGGGAGAGCUGGUGGACCAACACCGGCUGGCUUGCCACCUGGUCUACACUCAGUGUCUCAAGCUGUGCGAAAAAUACGGCGUCCCACUUACCGAAAAGAUACUGAAAAGGGCUUUGCUCUACCCACCGGACAAAAUUGUAAGAGAGGGGAACCACUUCCGCAAGAUGAGACAACCUGGAGGCUAUUAUGACCAAUCUAUAUACCAUCCAAAAUUGCCAUCAGCACAACCAUCAAGCACUUCGGGAGACAAAAAAGGAAAGAAGACGACAGAGGUUAAGAAGACAGACGUCCAAAAAACAGACAAGACCCUUAGCACCCGCUAUAAGUCAUACAGAGAGUUUUGGAAAGUCAUGAAGCCUCACUCAAAAAAAGUGCUUCCUCCAGAUAAUUUUUUCAAUGCUUUUCACGUAACCUUCGAUGAAUCAAAGGGCAUACUUGUGGAACAAUAUGUGGAAAGUGAGCUAAGGAAGAUGUUUGCCCACCUGAAUCCCAAGACUGACCCAAAUAAUUUCUGGCCAGGACAUCUUCUUAGCAAACUGCGUCUCUUUCUACCCCAGGAAGCCCGCGACAACGGGGAUGCUAUAUUCAGCCACGUCCCUCGCACGUCCCCAGCCUAUCCUGCUAGAUACAAUCCUGACCGCAGCUGGCCAGUCAAUGACCAGGGAUACGUGUCGUACGGGGAUCCAGACUCCCAAAAGCAUAAUUAUUAUAUUUGACAGUGUUUCAAAAUGU
Messenger RNA from Lacerta agilis (Sand lizard), 2020 nucleotides. RefSeq names its product EF-hand calcium binding domain 12 (gene EFCAB12). The transcript has 10 exons. Bases 1 to 2004 code for a protein of 667 amino acids. The record is from RefSeq and is a predicted model, not a curated record. Lineage: Eukaryota; Metazoa; Chordata; Lepidosauria; Squamata; Lacertidae.